This is a messenger RNA of Anthonomus grandis grandis, 8033 nucleotides long. It is a transcript of the gene baz, whose product is annotated as partitioning defective 3 homolog. Gene Ontology annotation, cellular component: adherens junction; cell cortex; apical junction complex. Gene Ontology annotation, molecular function: phosphatidylinositol binding; protein binding. The coding region runs from base 248 to 4708 and encodes 1486 amino acids. The transcript has 22 exons. Gene Ontology annotation, biological process: establishment or maintenance of epithelial cell apical/basal polarity; cell adhesion; establishment of centrosome localization. The record is from RefSeq and is a predicted model, not a curated record. Lineage: Eukaryota; Metazoa; Arthropoda; Insecta; Coleoptera; Curculionidae.
ACGCGACGUUCGUCGUUGUUUUUUUUUUGUUGUUUUUUUUUUUGUGCACAGGUGAUGCGAUACGGGAAGUUGUUGUACAACAGGUGGAAUACCAUAGGGUGUCCCAAUAAUAACCGUCCUAUUGUUUAAAUUUCUAGUGUGUGUGUAUGUGGGUUCGUGGACUACUAUAAUAGAAAGUUUAUAUUAAUACAAAAAAUAUGGUGGCGUAAUGUGAACAACGAAGGGGUGUGGCACGAACAUUUGUGCGAUGUUCGAUAGUUGUCAAACGAUCAGUGGCGCCCCAAAAUGUUCGGAUGUCGCGGAGAAGAUCGUGCAAUUGUUCGGAUGGAGGCAACAGAGUUACAACGUGGAGAAGUUGCAGCGGAACGUCCCGGGCAGGUCCACCACCCGGAUAUCGAUAACCAGGACCAAAAACAAACGGGAGGACGGUAAAAAGAAUCCAGACGCGUGGGUGUCGGUCCACAACCUGCAGUCCCAAGGGGGCGGCAUCCUGGACCCGGACGACCGCCUCAACGACGUCGCCGACGACCGGGAGCAGAUCUUGGCCAGUUUCGAGGACGGCGACGGCUCGCACAUUCACCACGGGGGCGGCGACGGCGCUAGCGGCAGCUCUGUCGGUACCGGCAGCCCCGACCUCUUCCACGACGGCGAACAUAAAUACGGCCCGUCUUACCCCCGUACCGACAUCGAAGUGACCGGCGAACAAAUCGCCUCCGGCGGAGUACCGAGUUUACAAGUGCGCCGCGGCAGCGAACCGACGCUAAACCAAUUGCCCGCGGGCGGCCCUCCCGCCCCUCCGGACCACACGAAACGAUGGAGUGCCGCCCCUUUGAUCCUCGAACCGCCCAGUUCGGGAUACGCGAGUCCUCGCGACUGGCUGGAGGACUGCAGGGAGGAAGAUCACUCGGCCGCGGCCGGGUUCAAGCGAAUGGCGAGAGAUGGCAGCAAUCGGUUGUCGAUGCAGUUUUUGGGCGAGGGCGGCGGGGGGUACCGGUGGGCGGAGGCGGCCGAGAGGGCGGCUACAAAGACGCACACGAGUACCUCGCUCCCGAGGGAGAGCCGGAGGAAGGAACCGCUGGGGCAGGCGAAUAACAGUAGUAGUAGUCCGACCCCUGUCUGGGGAGUGGGGGAGAAGAGCGAUUUGGUGGUUAUCAGGAACCAACCGGGGCCACUUGGUAUCCACGUGGUACCGGACUACGAUGGCACCGGAAAAGACCGAGGACUGCUGGUUCAAGGGAUCGAACCGGGUGGCAGGAUCGACCGAGACGGCCGCCUAGCGAUUUACGAUAGAAUCGUCGAAAUUAACGGGCAAAACUUGAUAAACAUUCCGUUCCAGAGGGUGCAGGAAAUCUUCAAGAUGUCCCUCACCUCCCAAGAAUUAAGACUGAAAGUAGUGAAGGCCUCCGGGCUGGAGAGCUUACGCAAACCCCCGCCCCCGGUUUAUCCGAAUUAUCAAGAAAACCACGGGAUCAUGGUGGAGUGCGAACAAAAACGUACGUUUACCAUAAACCAUCCUAUUAAACCUUUUUAUUGGGUAAAUUUUCCAGAGGGUACAAACACGAAAGUGGCGACCGUUUCCCCGACCAAGAAAAUCCCCGCGAUAUCGAAGAACCUCAAGGGCCUAUUGACCGCGAACACCCGGAAAAUCGGCCGGAAAAUCGACAUCGAACUGAUAAAAGGCCCCCGGGGCCUGGGAUUUAGUAUCACCACGAGGGACAAUCCCGCCGGGGGAAAUUGUCCCAUUUACAUUAAAAACAUCAUCCCGGAAGGAGCGGCCGUGGAAGACGGCAGACUGAAGAUCGGGGAUCGUCUGUUGCAAGUGAACGAUGAAGAAAUGACCGGGAAAAGUCAAUCGGAGGCGGUGGCGAUUUUACGGAAAGUACCGCCCGGUAGUAAGGUGAAAAUCGUCGUGUCCAGGCAGGAGGACGUCCCGGUUGGAACCAACGGAUUACCCAGGGUCAUCGGCAUAGAGGAGACGGACGAGCACGAAGACACGCCGCCCCCGGUGGCGGCCGAGGUGCCGCCCAAUAUUCCGCCCCUGCCGCCCAGCCACCUCCUGCGUACGCCCGAAAAACAAUCGGGAUCUUCCGUCGCCAAGAUCAUUUCGCAAUUCCAGGAGGCCUCCGCAAACGUGAACAACCCCCCCGAAAAGAUGGACAACAACGGGAUGAUGGUGUUCCCGUGGAAACACCGCGAAAUUCUCACGUUCGAUAUUCCCGUACACGAUUCGGAGAAAGCCGGUUUGGGGAUUAGCGUGAAAGGGAAAACUAGCGAGGCCGGUGACUUGGGAAUCUUCAUAAAAAGCGUGAUAAACGGGGGCGCCGCCUCCAGAGACAAAAGACUGAAGACCAACGAUCAGCUGUUGAACGUGAACGGCAUCUCGCUCUUGCAACAGUCGAACAGCGACGCGAUGGAAACGCUGCGGAAAGCGAUGUUGCACACGGAGGGACCGGUACCGGGGAACAUCACGUUAACCAUUGCGAGGAGGGCGUCCUCUCCCGGCUCCUCACGGAACCGUUCCAACGAGAGUUUACUUAAUAUGUCGCAAAGUUCUCAGGAACUUCUAUACAACUCCCAAGAAAAUUCUAACGAACCAUCAUCGAACCGGAGCGGAGACAAUUCAAACUCGAACGCCUCCAACGGUUCUACGAACACCGUCAUUUACAAUCCGAACCAUCCGAGUAACGGCACGAUCAAUCAUCCGCAUCAACAACCGAUGAGCCCGAUGCAUACCUGGAACCCGGUUUUGGAAAGGCUAACGGGGAAACCCCAGUUGCGUAACGAGAGUUACUAUAAGGCCACCCACGAUACCACUUGGAACAAUAAUAGUUCCUUCGGGAACCACGUGGUGGUCAACAUGAGUAAUGGAGAACCGGUUUUGAUUGAGGACGAUUACGGCGGUUCCGCUAGGAUGGUGCCGCUGCAACAUCAGUCCCAGAUCAACGUGCACAUAACCAACAACAGCAACAACGCCCCGGAAAGUAGAAAAGACCACGAGCCGGACGGUAAGGCGAGCCUCAACGACAAAACUUCCUCGUCACAGUCGACCAUAAACGCCACGGACGCCACCUAUGCCAGCCAGUUGAGUUUGGAGAACCCUCAAGGAUUUUCUCGGGACGCUUUUGGGCGUCAAAGCAUGUCGGAGAAACGACACGCCACCUUGGACGCGAAAAGUACCGACACUUAUCAGAAAACGAAGAAAAUGCGCGAGGAACGGAUCAAGAAAGAAUCUAAUAUAGUGCGAGUAGGCUCGGUGGAAUCGGUCAUAAGCGUCAAUCGGUCAUCGGAACAUCCCGAGUACGCGGACAAGUUAACGGAACUAGGCCCGUCUUUGGGUAUGAAAAAGUCCUCCAGCUUAGAGUCGUUGCAAACGAUGGUCCAAGAGAUUCAGAUGCAAGAAGAGAGCGAUCCGGCAUACAGCUACCGGAUAUCCUCGAGCGGUUUAAAAGUGAUCAGGGGCAAAGGGUGCGAGGAGAGCCUGAGGGCCGCCGUAGCGGAUCCGAACCAUCGAAGCGAAAUCGGUGCCAAGAAGCAUUGGCUACUAGACGGACCGGUGGAGGAGCGGGAAAUCGACGGAUUUAGUAACGCACGCGGUGCCCCCAGGCAAUCAUCCCUAAACGCCGCCCUGGACAACAAAAACAAACCGGGCAAAAAGAAACCGGGAAUUUUCAAGGGGAUCGGAUCGAUGUUCAGGUUCGGGAAGCAUCGUAAAGUGGAUUCGGGGGAACCGGUGCAACAGUACAGUCAGAAAACCGAGUUCGAUGCCAACGCGAACGUGUCUCAGUACUCGCACGGGUCUCAGAACGAGGAUAAUCAGAGUCAUCACUCGCAGGGUUCGCAUAACACGGACGCGGGACAGCAAAAACUGAAUUCGCAAGUAGAAAAACCUCAACAAGACACCAACCAGCAGCAACCGCAAGGGUACCACCAACAGCAACAGCAACAAAGAGAGCAGCACAUCCAACGGGAACCGAUUUACCAGAGACACGGCUACAGACACGUGGAGCCGGUGCAAGUGAUCCCGGAGAACGCGGUGGCUCCCCCUCCGGCGGUGAAGUACCGGCAAAAUUCGGAUCCGCGAAGAAACGAAAUCGGGCGGCAGCGAAUGGGCGUCCAGCGGCACACCUACUACCAACAGUCGGAUGAUAUUUACGGACGGCACCAGCCCCAACAGUCGGCAAGAACGGAACCGCAAUACGGCGAGUUCGGACGUCCGGGCAGCAGGUCGGGCAUCACCGAAUCCCCCACCGUCCCAUUCACCCAUUACGUCAAUUACAGCGAAUUACAAACCCACAUGAGCCGGAAAGACGCGUUGUCUGACAGUCAGAUUGUGCAGAUGCGUCUGCAGGUGCAACAGCAAAGGUUAAAGGUGGAGGAAGAAAGUCGCAAACAGCACCAGUACCACUCGCAACGUCAACCGCGUCCCGACAACCAACUGCGCCCCAUUUCCAACUACUACGAGUACGAGUCCGUGCAGUCGGUACUGAACAACCGGCAGGUGCACGUGGUGCGACAGCAGAACCAAAACGUCCAUCAAAAUCCGUACGACGUGAAUUCGAACCCGCAGGGCAGACAACAGAACAGGCAGCAGACUGCGGGACACAGGGUGAACAGUGGGCAGCAAAUGGGGAGAGCGGGGGGCCAUCGGGGGCCCUUCAUCACCCAAGUGACCAUCGGGGAGCACCAGAAAAACGGGACUAAAGUAUGAACUGUCGUGUACGAUUGUUAAGGUCUAUUUCGUCUGUGAUUCGUCUUCUGAACGGUUUUCCGGAAUUUUAUGAGAAAAUUGAUUGGGUGAUCGGAGUAAGGAUAACAGCUGUCCUGUCUGAAGCUAGCUUAACUAGAGGGGAAGUUACUGUAUGUAGCGCCUUCGCCAUUAUGUCAAGAAUAUACUAUCAUUAUCCCACGUUAAUCCAUUUGACCCUGAAACUAUAUUUUUCCGAAUUUGUAUAUUUUUUUCUUAAAAACGGUCAAUAGAAGGUCCCAUAAGUCGAGAAAAAAUCAUGUUUUUCCAGUUUUAGAAAAAACGGCGGUCCUUUUAAAAGGACGGUAUGAUAAAGGGCUACUAUUAGAAAAAUAAGUAAAGACUUAAAAAUAUGUAUAUAUAUCGUACAAAAUGCUUAGCAAAAUACUUAAAAACCAAUUUGUAUGAUAGUCCACAAAACAGUUUUUUGGGUGAAGACCAACUGCACAUUUUUGGCACACAAAAUUUACUUUUUUGUGGCACACAGCACAUUUCCGCUGACUCUACUCGUGAUAUGUAACUAAAUGAUCUAGUCUAUCGUAACGUGAGAAUUGGAAUGCAGUUUUUGGCAAUUUCGAAGGUCCUCUCUUAGUUGUUUUCCUGUACGUUUCGAGCAGCUGUGUCCCUAGGUCCCUUCUAAACUGAAGUUGGUCAAGAGUACCACCAUUAUUCCUGUGGAGUUGCCACGAGUUUUGUGAGGCCAUGUCUACACAGUGGGAAAAUACCACUUUUUACCUCGUACUGAAACUCGAUAUUGGCUUAUGUUUUGGUCACUACGGUCUACACCUCCCAUAUUUUCGUGAUCAAUUGAGGCUGAUCUAUAUAAACAUGUUUUUUUUCAGACUGUGAAUAUCGUUUGACCUUAUUUACUGGCAAAACUGAACAUGCAUUGGUGGCUAAAGUUGGCGUGGUUUGGGUCUUAGCUCAAUCUUGCUCAUUUGUAAUUAGCCUUUGGUAAUUAAUAAAAUAAAAUGAUUCAGAACAAAACAAUUUAUUUAAAAUUUGACCGUCGUUAGAACCCUUGUAAAGUUCUGCAUGCACUUACAAUGGAUCAAUAACUUUAUUGACCCCAAUUCAACACUGUAUUUCACUGUAAGUUAGAUAGGUUAUCCCAAUCAGUACAUGCUAACCAAUCUAAGUUUUCAAGAGUCAGAGUCAAAGAAGAAGAACCACUGGGAAUGUAAAUGAGUGACGUCAAAAAACACUGUCCACUAAGACAACAACUAUAUCUACACAAAAGCAUAUAGCUGCGAAAUUUAUUUUAUGGCGAGAGAAAUUUUUACUGUGUAAAACUGUAAACUAAACAAUAUUGUCUCAUUAAUGCGUGAGAAACAUAAUUACUAAACUAUGGGGUAACAAACACUGCGAGCUACUAACUAAUUGUCUAAUUGUAAACAACGUGACGUGUGCGUAUAAGGAGAGCAAAACGUAUACUACUUCUUCUUAAAAAACUACUAUUACGACUACGGUGACAAUUAAACCUAAAAAACAUAAGACCACAAUCGGUGGCCGAGAAGAAAAACAGGGCGGAAUCUAUUUUUAAACCCAAACGCAGGAUGCUGCGUUGUCACAUUAGUUGUUCACUGCCGCAUCGCUAAAUGGAGAUUGUGGGAUCCGGUUUUCACGUAUAGUAUCAGUUGCCUUGAUGUUCCUCAAUUUUAGACAAAGAUGUGAAAAAAUUGACAAAAAAUAUGUGAAAGGGCUGAUAAGGCAUUUUCUGUAAAACAUCUGCAUACUGGAGAAUAACUGACGCUCCCAAACUCAGGUGUUUAUAUUUGUCCGCAAUUGUUGUCGACGCACCUUGGUUGGGAUCAAAAUAAACAAUGUAUCCAAGGCGUAGGGUACCUACCCCAAAUGAGCCUACGGUAUAUGGCCAAAUGAUAUGACCAUGAUACCUACGGUAUCAUGGCCUCAUCGAGGCUGUGAUUUUGGAGCAUAAUCAAAAUUUUUUUAUUUAGGCUCCUGAAAAGGGGACGCAGUUUAGAGUACUUGUCUUUUUUAUUAUCACUGCAAUGAAGAUUACUCGUUAUGAAUUGAAAUCUAUCUCUGGAAAUAGCGGCUAAUAUAAGUUUAUUCUGGGUAUCGUUGCAACUUUGCCAAUACAUAUGUCGCCUUGGAACAGUUGUAUAUCCACUGACAAGUAACACCCCUAUGAAGCAGUACAUCUCGUCUGCAGUAAGGUUUGCUGUGCAUAAAUAUUGGUAAAAUUGAUAAUUUCUCCUAGCAAGUUCUCGUCAAAGAACAGCUUGAAAUUAUUUCCAGGGGAACGAUUGCUUUGUGCAGUUUGAACUGAUUGCCAUUGCAUAAACGUAGACUCUUUCCGUAAAUCUUUAUUGAGAGUAUAGUCAAAUGUCUUUAUGUGUUUAGGUCGCCUUUCAACAAAAGUGGACAGUGAUAGAUCGUCAUCACUGUCCCAGUCGUCUUCACCUUCUACGUUAAAAUGCAAUUUCCGCCGGGGCCCUUAGUUGCACUCCGGGUAAAUUAUUUGGUACUACAUCGUCUUCAGCCCCCAGAAUCUUCAUCGGUAUCGCAGUUUUCGGGUGGAAAAAUUGUAAUGCCUGUAGGAAUGUCCGACGUAGAGUCAUUCUCCAAUUCCUCUAAGAUUUCUGCCAUGGUUAGUGUAGUAUAUAAUCCUACCGUCCUUUUAAAAGGACUCGUUUAAUUGAACGCUCCUGGAUUGAUCAAGAAGUGUGAAACAUAAACCACAAAUAUAUAAAAAGGUGAGUAUGUUAUGUUAUUUGUUAAAAACAAUCAAAACAAGAACGAAAAGAGUUUUAACAUAUCUCACCUUGAGUCACUCAUUGCAAAAUCACUAGAAACACAGCGUGUUUUAUUCGUCACUAUCGAUUCAAAAAUUAACAAAAUCCUAAUCAGAAAAAUACAGGUUUCUUUUUGAAAUCCUUUUAAAAGGACGGUAGGCGUAAAUGUGGAUGUUAUCCUUCGUCCAAUCACCCAUUCAACUACAAUAAUACAUUUAUGUGAUAUUUUGAGCUGCUCGUGUGUAAUUUUGUCCAAAUUUUACUUUAUUCGUCUGUCAGGCUAUCGUCUACUUAAUCUUUUAUUAUAUCGUCUAGCAUAAAUUGUGCUCAUAAUUAAUUAUAUUUUUUAGUAUUAUUUUAGGCUAUUGCCAUAAAAAACAAAUUUUUAUAUUUACUAAGUAACUAAAAAUGUAAAUAGGCAAUCAUAUUAUUAUUAUUAUAUACAUCCAUUUUAUAUGUAAAUAAUGGCAUAUUUUAUAUUGUACAUAAUAUCAUUCCUAAGAAACAAUAAAAGUAAUGUCUAUAUACAA